Guillardia theta CCMP2712 is the source of this 558-nucleotide messenger RNA. RefSeq lists its product as hypothetical. The record is from RefSeq and is a predicted model, not a curated record. The coding region runs from base 1 to 558 and encodes 185 amino acids. Gene Ontology annotation, molecular function: DNA-binding transcription factor activity. The transcript has a single exon. Lineage: Eukaryota; Cryptophyceae; Pyrenomonadales; Geminigeraceae.
AUGGCCUCGCAAUUUCUCAACCAAGACUCCGUCACCAUCGCACCUCGCCCUCGGGCUGGAGAGCGUCAGUCGCCCCUCGAGGUUCGCCUCAGUGUCGAUGCUCUUGCGCCACUCUUCAAUACACCGCAAGAUCAAGCUGCACAGCUCCUCGGAAUCUCCCUGACCAGCUUGAAGUCUGCUUGCAGACGCCUUGGAAUACCUCGCUGGCCAUACAGGCGUGGAACAAAGAAAGAAUCAAAUGAUAGUAUCACAAGCGAAACAAGAACGGAAAUCGUGACUGCUUGGUUUGAAGAAUCUGCCACUUUGUACCAGAACAAACAUUCCACAAGUGCUCUGCAAGGUGAAUCAGAAGCAACAAACUCCUGGAUAGAUGAGUUCUCUCCAAGGGCACAUCUCUUUUGCGAGGAGCAAGUGAAUGAGGCACUAGCAAACGAGUUCUUAGUAGUCGAGGACGGUGAUGAAGAUACCUCAAAUCAAGCCAACGAUAGAAUGGGUGAAUGGAUAAAGUGGUUUGUCACAUGCGAAGACGAUGACAUGCAUAUCAGACCUUUCUAUUAA